Chlamydomonas reinhardtii is the source of this 1329-nucleotide messenger RNA. RefSeq lists its product as uncharacterized. The transcript has 7 exons. The coding region runs from base 105 to 989 and encodes 294 amino acids. The record is from RefSeq and is a predicted model, not a curated record. NCBI's taxonomy places the organism in Eukaryota, Viridiplantae, Chlorophyta, Chlorophyceae, Chlamydomonadales, Chlamydomonadaceae.
CGCCCAAAAACACUUGUCCAUUCGCGCCUCAGCGGAAGCCAAACAGGGCGUCGCUUUUAGAGUACAGAGUCACUAAUUCCUAGAUUUGCUUAAGCAUAGUUAUAAUGGGUGAGGAGGGCGAGGCGGGGCCAGGACCGAGCAGCCAAGCAGCGGCAGCAGUCGAGGAGGAGGAGAAGGCCGCUGCGCCUCUGGAGCGACCACCACCAGAGGAGCUUGACCCUGACGACUUGCUUAAUGCCUUCUUCUCCGACCUCAAAGAGGUCGACCGUGAUAAUGAGGUCAACCGAAUCCUUUGGGCCUUCAAGCUCAAUCCGUUUGAGAAGCUGAACCUGCAUUUUGACGCCACGCCAGAGGAAAUCAAGAAGCAGUUCCGCAAGCUGUCCCUCAUGGUUCACCCAGACAAGUGCAAGCACCCGCAGGCGUCCACAGCGUUUGACAUCCUGGGCGAGGCGCAGAAGGAGCUCCUGGACGAUGAGAAGCGGGAAAACCUGCUCAAGUUCCUGGAGAUGGCCAAAGACGAGGUGCGCAAGGAGCGCAAGAAGGAGACCAAGCACGACAACAUUGUGCGGGUGGCCUCGCUGCUGCACGAGGACGGGAGAGAUGGCCUGGAGGCGGAGUGGGAGAAGUCGGACGAGUUCCAUGAGCGCUGGAAAAUGAAGUCGCGGGACGUCCUGGCGCGCAGCGAGUGGCGCAAGCGCAAGCUGGGCAAGCGGCUAAAAGAGGAGACGCUGCGGAUUGAGGAGAAGGAGAAGGACGCCAAGGAGCGGCACAAGGCCAAGAAGGAGCACGAACAGAACUGGGAGAAGAACCGCGACCAGCGCGUCACGGGCUGGCACGACUACCUGAAGGGCGGCGGCAACAAGAAGAGCACGGGCAUGCUCAAGCCGCCCAAGCUCAAGACCAAUGACGACGACAAGCUGUACGUGCAGCGGCCGGCGGGCGAGCAGUUCCGGCCGCAAGUCAAGUCGGCAGGCCCCAAGAAGGACUGAGCUGCGCGGCUGGCCAGGCACGCGGCUGUGGCGUGGCAUUGAAGCGGUCGCAGUGGAUGGGGCUAGAAGCUGGGUGCCCAAGGCGAUCCGUGGUGGUCUUAAUGCGAUGGGACAAAGUAAGGGGCAGGUUGGCGCAGCCCCGUACUGUGCAACGUAUUUCCAGACCCUGCCAAGCAGUUUGGUGGUGAGUGGUCAGUUUGGUGCCGGGCGGGCAAGCAGCUGCAGGUGGCUGGUGCAAACAUGAGGAGUGGAGGAGCACUCGAAUUGGAGAGGCGGCGUCCCGUCUCAAAAAAGCAUGUGGCGUUUGAAGGAUGGCCUUGGAAUGUAACAGGCUGAUAUU